This is a messenger RNA of Corythoichthys intestinalis (scribbled pipefish), 4142 nucleotides long. RefSeq names its product ring finger protein 207a (gene rnf207a). Gene Ontology annotation, cellular component: perinuclear region of cytoplasm. NCBI's taxonomy places the organism in Eukaryota, Metazoa, Chordata, Actinopteri, Syngnathiformes, Syngnathidae. Gene Ontology annotation, biological process: regulation of heart looping; regulation of cardiac muscle contraction. The transcript is spliced from 18 exons. Bases 77 to 1885 code for a protein of 602 amino acids. The record is from RefSeq and is a predicted model, not a curated record. Gene Ontology annotation, molecular function: Hsp70 protein binding; transmembrane transporter binding; zinc ion binding.
CUAUUUAGUUUUGUUGGUCGAAGGUACAGUACUUUAUUUUGCGUUAUCUGUGGAUGACCACCAAUCACAUGUCAAGAUGGCUGGUGGUAUCCUGAGUAACUUGGACAACCUUUGCAACGUAGACUGCGCCAACGUGCACCCUUUGGUCUGCCACCUGUGCCACGAGCAGUACCAGUCGCCGUGUCUGCUGGACUGCUACCACAUCUUCUGCGCCCGCUGCUUGCUGGGCCGGACCAACGACAGCCGACUCAGCUGUCCUCUCUGCGGGUACCCGUCCAUCAUAAAGGGGAACAACGGCCUCCCACCAGAGGACCGUCUGCUCAAGUUCCUAGUGGACAACAAUGCAGAUGCUGAGGAGAUUGUACAGUGUGCCAACUGUGAUCAAGAGAGCAAUAAAAAGGACACAGGUGUGAUGUUCUACUGCAACACGUGUAACCAGCCACUUUGUUGCACCUGCAGAGAGCUCACACACAAGGCCCGAAUGUUCGCCAACCAUGAUAUCGUCUCGCUGUCCAAGCGCAGUAAAGCCAAGCAUCGAAAAUGUGUUCUACACGAGGAGCCCUACAUCCUGUUCUCCACCGAGAACAAGUCUAUGCUUUGCGUCAAGUGCUUCCGAGAUAUGCAAGUGGAGAGUCGAACUCACUGCAUCGACAUUGAAACGGCCUACAUGCAAGGAUGUGAGAUGUUGGAUCAGGCCGUGCUGGUGGUGAAGGAGCUGCAGACGUCCACUCGAGAGGCCAUCUUUCUGCUGAGGUCUAUGAUUGGAGAAGUGUGUCUCAAUGUGGAGGAGGAGGAAAGUGCCAUCUGCUCUCUGUUUAACAGUCUGCAGGAAAAACUCGCCGAGAGGAAGAAGAUUCUGCUGAAGACUGCACAGAGCCAGCACGAAGAGAAGGAGAAAGCGCUGAAGGAGCAGCUCUCACACCUCACCUCACUGCUGCCAACACUCCAGGUGCAUCUGGUGACCUGCUCAGCCUUCCUCAGCUCAGCCAACAUGUUCGAGUUUCUGGACAUGGGUUAUCAACUGAUGGAGCGUCUGAAACGAAUCGUGAAGCUCCCUCAUCGGCUGAGACCUGUGCAGAGCAGCAAAAUCAACACCGACUACCGCAGCGAGUUCGCCCGCUGUCUGGAGCCCUUGCUUCUGAUCGGCCAACGCUGCGCCCCGUCCAUCGCCGGCUCAUCCAGCGUCGCCACGAGGCUGCAGUCGCCUCUCUCCAUGUCUUGCCGCUCCCUGUCUCUCAGUGAAAUGCCGCUCGGAUCCGUGUUCGGCAGGAGGCCCACGUCCCACCGCAACAUCUGCACCAAGGUCCUGUUGGCCGAGGGGCGCGAGACGCCCUUCACUAAGCACUGUAACAACUACGAGAACUCUUAUAGGACUCUUCAGACAGAGAUUCAAACUCUGAAGGACCAGGUCCAGGAACUGCACAGAGAUCUGACAAAGCACCACUCCAUUAUCAACACAGAGCAAAUGGGCGAGAUUCUGGACCGCUCACUGCACAUUGAUAGCCGGAUCGCGUCGCAGUACAGCAUGGUGGAGACCAUGCGGGCCAUGUUUGAAGAGAUCUGGGACGAGACUUUUCAGAGGGUCACCAAUGAGCAGGAGAUCUAUGAAGCUCAGCUCCACGAUCUGAUGCAGCUGAAGCAAGAAAACUCCUACCUGACCACCAUCGCCAGGCAAAUAAGUCCCUACAUUCUUUCCAUCGCCAAGGUCAAAGAAAGACUGGAACCCAGACUCCAGGAGCCCAAAGAGUGCCGCGACGAUCGCACAGAAACCAUGUUGAAGAUUUACGACGAUGGCACCGCAACCGCAGCAGAACGUCAAGACGCAAGUGACAAGCAGACGUGCGUCCCGGAACAAGACAAGAACAAGCACCCACUCAUUCUGUAAUGUCAACGCCUCAUAGCAACCCUGGAGAUACGCCGCAUAGUGUACGUGACAUUCUCCUAGCAGUAGGGUUGUGGUGGCGGGGGUCUGUCUGCGGGUGAGAAAGCUUUGCAUGCCGCCGCUAAGUGGUUGAGGUCACACCACUGUCAGGGCCGCACUUCAUCGUCCCCGCGAAGACAGUAGUGUCGCUCCGUCGGGGCUGAGUGUUAAUGACUUCAUGAUUUGCCCUGUGGGCGCUCUUAAGGUAAACGUUCUCAUUUGGGAUUUUAAUUUUACCCAUGGUAAGCAGCUGUACUUGUAUGAAUUCAUUUCCACAAAAUGAAAUCUGUUAUCACUUCUUGAGAUUUUUUUUCGGGUCUACUCAUGGCGGACAUGCCCAGUGAAAUUUAUCUUUCUAAAGGAAAUUGGAAUUGGGGGCACAAGCACAAGUUCAUAUUUGAAGCGCCCCAAAGUGACAGUAAAUUGGCUCCCUCAAACUUAAAUGGAAGACUUCCUGUGGCCUUUCAGGUAUGGCGUUUGGAGAAAAAUUGGAACUGGUGAAUAAAUAAUAAAUGAUGAGAAGUUACUGUAAUUUCCAGGCUGUAAGACGUUACUUUUUACUUCCACUUUGCACGCUUCGACUAAAACUCCGGUGAAGCUUAUUAAUGAAUUUUUACAGGCUCAUAAGCACUAAGUCUUUAUGUGUAAAUAUUAUAUUUACUAUUUAAUAUCAUUAUUAGGGCUGUCAAAAUUAUCGCCUUAACGGGCGGUAAUUAAUUUUUAAAAAUUAAUCACGUUAAAAUAGUUGACGCAUUUAACCCACAUGCCCCGCUCAAACAGAUUAAACUUGUGAUUUUUGGUGUUUUGCCGCCUGCUGGCGCUUGAGUGCGACUAAUUUUAUGGGUUUCAGCACCAUGAGCAUUGUGUAAUUAUUGACAUCAACAAUGGCAAGCUACUAGUUUAGUCUUUGAUUGAAAAUUUUAUUAAAACGAAAACAUUAAGAGGGGUUUUAAUAUAAAACUUCUAUAACUUGUACUAACAUUUAUCUUUUAAGAACUACAAGUCUUUCUAUCCAUGGAUCGCUUUAAGAGAAUGUUAAUAAUGUUAAUGCCAUCUUGUUGAUUUAUUGUUAUAAUAAACAAAUACAGUACUUAUGUACAGUAUGUUGAAUGUAUAUAUGCGUCUUGUGUCUUAUCUUUCCAUUCCAACAAUAAUUUACAGACAAAUAUGGCAUAUUUUAUAGAUGGUUCGAAUUGCGAUUAAUUACGAUUAAUUCAUUUUUAAGCUGUGAUUAACUCGAUUAAAAAUUUUAAUCGUUUGACAGUCCUAAUUAUUACUAUUAAAAUACGUUACGAACGAGUUCUGUUCCUCUGCUGGCGACGUAACCCGAAUUUCCACGUAAGUCGGAAAUAGCCCUUUAAAGCAACACUUGGUAACUUUUCAGUCUUGGUCGAAUUUAGCGAUGCCGAACCUUUUUGAAUUUCCCACAUUUCUGCAUAAAAUCACCAUCAAAUGUGAUCUGAUCUUUGUCAAAAUCACACAGAUGAAAAUACAGUGUCUGCUUUAACUAAAACCACCCAAACAUUUAUAGGUUUUCAUAUUUUAAUGAGGAUAGCAUUUAAACAAUGACAGAAGAGGGAAAAAUAAGUAAAUAAACCCUCUGCCUAAGGAGACUUAACCCUUUAACACCGAACAUGUCGGAUGCGACACAUUUACGCAUAUCAUCUUUGAAGCCUUGUCACACUGUAAUUACGUCACCCACGUGCCGCUGGUUGCUUUCACUUGAAAGUACAGAAGUUGAUGUCCACACCAGUUUUUAUUUGAAGUCAAUCGACCAAGUAAAACGGGAGAUAAUGUCAUUUGAGUUUUAUAGUUUUAUUGCACUCAUAAAUAUGCAUUAAAACGCUGCAUGGACCAUGUGUCUAUCUCCAUAUUUCCAUCAUUUCUUGUCCUUUUUCAAAAUCGAAAGCAGCACAGAAGACUACAUAUCCCAAGAGCCGUUGUGAUGUCAAGAAGGACGAACCUAAUGUGAACAUUUUUAAUAAAUUGCUGAGCGAGGCGCCAACUAAGGAAAGGGAGGCAUGCGAAUCAAGCAACAGCCGAUUGGAUUGAGCGAGCUACUUUGAAACGUGCAGAAUGAAUCAUAUAACUAAAUUUAGUGCAAGCUAAUGCAUUAUUUCAUUAACUCAAGGAAGAGGAUGAGCUGUAUUUGUCGUUGUUUUCCUCGGCUGAGUCAGCGUCUCGGCGAGUAGAAGUGACAGCAGCGCGCAAAUGGCGGAAG